Molecule: messenger RNA, 581 nt
Organism: Xenopus tropicalis (tropical clawed frog)
Lineage: Eukaryota; Metazoa; Chordata; Amphibia; Anura; Pipidae
Product: SLAM family member 6-like
Exons: 2
Cellular component (GO): membrane
Source: RefSeq, a predicted model, not a curated record
UCUAAACCAGUCCAUUACCAUGUCAUACCACCAACCCUUGGAACUUCCUGUGAAAAUGGCAAUCUGGGAAAUCAAACGAGGUAGAAAAAUCUUUGCAUUGGCAGAAUAUAAUGGAGGUCAGCUUGAAAUACACAAUGAGCAGUUUAUGGACCGGUUACAAGCGUCCGACAGCGGAGCAUCAUUAAGAAUUAGCAGUCUGAGAAUGGAGGACACUGAUGUCUUCAAAGCUGAAAUCAUUCUGACCAAUUUACAGAUACAAACGGUGUAUUUUAAUCUCACCGUGCAUGAGCCAGUUCCUGCGCCAACCAUAAGCGCUUAUACGGGGAGAUACAGCGAGGGUCCGUGUGAAUUUACUCUGAAUUGUUCUGUCCCAACAAACACGUCACUCAUAUGGUUCAGCUGGAUGUACAGAGAAGGGGAUUCUGGGUACCGGCACCAUGCAAAUGGCAGCUCUAUCAGCAUCACGUUACAGAAUUUGGCAGAGACAACUGAAUUCCUUUGUUUGGCCCAAAAUCCUGCGGAUAUAAAAAAUGCCUCUUUCAAUUCGCAGCAAAUCUGCCAAAACUUGAAGUCAUCGGCCA